CUCGCUUAAAAUGUGAUCCGCGUGCGGCGAGUUGCAACACUCGAACUUUUAAUCAAAACAAAACUCAUAUGUUUCAACAAAAACCAGUUCCAUUGAGAGCAAUUCGCUGAGAGGGAGAGAAUCCAAUUAUACAGAGAAUAUAUACAAAAACUUUUAAAUACCGAAAUUGCGCUUGGCUGGUCAAGCGGCCGGUUAUCAACACUCGUCCCAAACAGUUGAUCUACAAAAGCGACGGCGUCAACAUCGCAAACAAAUUUACUGCUGGACUGAUCCGAAGCUGAUCCCCGCCAAUAAUCUCCACUCGGAGGUCAUCAUUACAUACAGUAGCUAAAAUGUUGCUGACCCUGAUUACUGGCGCACUGAUCUUGCUCCUGACCUGGGACUUUGCUCGAAAACGGUCGAGAGUCGCUGCCUUUCAGAAGUCCAAGAUCCCAGGGCCUAUUUCGAUUCCGAUCCUGGGCUGCGGCCUUCAAGCACUGCACUUAGGAGCGGAGAAUAUUAUCCCCUGGGUGGGCGAAAAGUUUGACGAAUAUGGUAAGACAUUUCGUUUUUGGAUCCUAGGGGAGUCCUUGAUCUACACGAAGGAUCUGAAGUAUUUCGAGACCAUCUUGAGCAGUACCACCCUGCUGGAAAAGGGUCAACUCUACAAGUAUCUGCGACCUUUUCUCAACGAUGGACUACUCGUUAGCACGGGUAGAAAAUGGCAUGCCAGGAGGAAGAUUUUCACCCAUGCCUUUCACUUUAAGGUCCUCGAGCACUAUGUGGAGAUCAUGGAUCGGAAUAGUGCGAUUAUGGUGGAGAAUCUGAGGACGGUCGCCGAUGGUAAAACAGCGCUGGACAUGUUGAAGUAUGUGUCCUUGGCAGCUCUUGAUGUGAUCACAGAGGCCGCCAUGGGUGUCCAGGUGAAUGCCCAGAAUGACCCCGAUUUUCCGUACAUCAAGGCGCUCAAGAGUGUGGUCUAUAUCCAACCGGAUCGCAUGUUCAAGUUUUCGCAACGCUACGACUGGCUGUUCCCGCUGGUAGCACCUUUUCUACAUAGACGACUUUUGAACGAGAUCCGCGUCAUGCACGAAUUCACCGACAAGGUCAUCCGCGAGCGGCGGGAAACUGUGGAGCGGGCGAAGGCCGACGGCACAUACCGUCCACUGAGUCUGGGCGAUGCCGAAAUUGGUCGCAAGUCGCAGAUGGCUCUGCUGGACAUCCUCCUCCAAUCGACUAUCGAUAAUCAACCAUUAAACGAUGCGGACAUUCGCGAGGAGGUGGAUACCUUCAUGUUCGAGGGCGAUGACACCACCAGUAGUGGUGUGUCCCAUGCCCUAUAUGCCAUCGCCAGGCAUCCAAAAGUUCAAGAGCGUAUCUACGAAGAAGUACUGCAAGUCCUAGGCCGGGAUCCCUCCGCUCCUGUGACGCAAUCCCAGCUAAAUGAUCUCAAAUAUCUGGAAUGCGUAAUCAAGGAGACAAUGCGACUAUAUCCUCCAGUUCCUGCAGUUGGCAGACACACCCACAAGGAUCUGCAGAUUGGAAACAAGACAAUUCCGGCCAAUACCAGUAUUUAUCUGGUUAUGUACUUUGCCCAUCGAGAUCCGGACUAUUUCCCCGAUCCUCUCAGCUUUAAGCCAGAACGGUUUUUGGAUGGAGAAGGGGAAAGUCAUGAGAUCUUCGCCUAUGUGCCCUUCAGUGCUGGGCCUAAGAACUGCAUAGGCCAAAAGUUUGCCAUUCUGGAGAUGAAGGCUCUGAUCAGCAAGGUCCUUAGACACUACGAAUUGCUUCCCCUUGGAGAGCAGCUCAAGCCAAUGUUAAACUUCAUCCUGCGUUCAGUCACAGGCAUGAAUGUGGGUCUUAGACCCAGGAAGUCAUAAUAUACUUUACAAACUCAUUUUGUAAUUCUUCGGUUAAAGGUAACUGGGAUAUUCGUGAUAAAUAGCAUGUAAACAAUUAUGAAUUAAUACUUAAGCUUUUAUAAACCUGUUGAUUAUCGAAAUAAAGACUAUUUUCUUACAAA
This is a messenger RNA of Drosophila rhopaloa, 2002 nucleotides long. RefSeq names its product probable cytochrome P450 4d20 (gene Cyp4d20). The coding region runs from base 333 to 1859 and encodes 508 amino acids. NCBI's taxonomy places the organism in Eukaryota, Metazoa, Arthropoda, Insecta, Diptera, Drosophilidae. Gene Ontology annotation, molecular function: iron ion binding; oxidoreductase activity, acting on paired donors, with incorporation or reduction of molecular oxygen; heme binding. The record is from RefSeq and is a predicted model, not a curated record. The transcript has 5 exons.